CUCGGGGUUAGACAAAUUAAGUUGUGAUUUGUUAUACAAGUAGUCAUGUUAACUUUGAACGAGUUGGAUCAUUUUGUCACCCAACCCACGUAUUUUCACAGUAUGUACAGGUGCGUAUGGUAAUUGGUAAACCUAGAAAAGGAAUUAAGACGCCAAAUGCAACAACUUUCCCAUGCAGAUCGAGAACUUAUUAUAAAGGUGUUUGAUAUAUAAUCAGAUGCUAAUAGGUAGAGAGAUAAUAGAAGAAAAGAAUAAAAAAAUGGGGUAUUGUCCAUGCUUCCGUAGCAAGAAAAAGGGGAUCAACUUGAAAACCAAGCUAAGCAACAAUUACGUCCCUAUUGAAGCCGCCCCCACUACCCCUAUCAAGUCUGAUCAUCCAGAUAAUGCGGUCAAAUAUAGCACAGUCUUGGAACCCAAACAGAAAGUAUCGAUAUCAAAAGACGGUUCUCCUCCGAGAAGCAACCUUCCAACUUUCUCGUACCGGGAUCUUGCAACUGCGACAAACAAUUUCAGGCGAGAAUCCAUUAUUGGGGAAGGUGGCUUUGGGCCAGUAUUCAAAGGGCAGCUUGAGACUGGCCAGGUUGUGGCUGUUAAGAAGCUAAAUCAUUCAGGUCUUCAAGGGGAUAAGGAGUUCUUUGUGGAGGUUCACAUGCUUUCACUGCUGCAGCACCCUAACCUGGUUAAUCUAAUUGGUUACUGCAUUGAAGGAGAGCAACGCCUUCUUAUCUAUGAAUUCAUGCCUCUAGGAUCUCUGGAGUAUCAUCUCCACGAUAUGACGCCUGACAUGGAGCCAUUGGAUUGGGAUACCAGGAUGAUAAUAGCAUCUGGGGCUGCCAAAGGCCUUGAUUACCUUCACAACCAAGCUGAUCGUCCUGUUAUCUACAGGGACCUUAAGUCAGCAAACAUAUUAUUGGGUGAGGGUUUCCAUGCUAAACUUUCUGACUUUGGUCUUGCAAAGUUUGGUCCAAGUGCAGACGAUACACAUGUUUCAACUCGGGUUAUGGGCACUCAUGGAUAUUGCGCACCUGAGUAUGCUGGAACUGGAAAACUGACUAUGAAAUCAGACAUAUAUAGUUUUGGUGUGCUCUUGUUGGAGCUAAUUACUGGAUGUAGAGCAAUGGAUAACACUCGCGAACAUGGAAAAGAAAUGCUUGUUGACUGGGCACGUCCUAUGUUGAAAGACCGCAUGAACUUUGUACAAUUAGCGGAUCCAAUGUUAAGAGGCAAGUUUCCACAAUCUGUUUUCCGCAGGGUAGUAGAACUGGCGUUAAUGUGUGUUCAGGAUGAUCCCCACGCUCGACCUCACACGAAAGACAUUGUGCUUGCUUUCAGUUACUUUGCAUCCCAAAAGCAUGAUUCACAUGCUGCUCAGUCAAAUCAGAUUGGAUCUCAGGGAGAAGAACUAACAAAUGGGAGCCCUGUUGAUUUUAAUGGAGCUGGGAUCGAUGUAAAGGAAAUGAGAGCUUUGAACAAGGAUCAAGAGCGGGAGCGAGCUGUUGCUGAGGCCAAGCAGUGGGGCGAGACCUGGAGAGAGAAAGGGAAACAAAAUGUGGAAGAUGAUUUUGAUUAUAAAUCAAGGUGGUGAUUGCAAGUUAGUUUCCUUGACAGAGAACUUCGAGGUUCUACGUAGAUUGAUAUUCUGAGAUUACCAUAAAUUCUAGAGCAGCAGGAACAUUUUGUUUCAGGUGAAGUAACUUCCGAUCACCAUAGGGGCUCUUUGUUAGGUGCUGUCACUCUGUCAAAAUUUGAAAAAGUUAACGUCAGAAAAAAUCAAGGGGACUCAACGCAUGAUAUAUAUACGUAAAAAGAUUUUCUAUUACCGAACGAAAUUGACACCCCUUUGAUACAUGUGGCUCCACUGCUGGCGAGUAUGAAUAACCUAUACAUGUGGCUCCGCCACUGGCGAGUAUGCAAUGGUUAUUCGCAUACAUUGUGGUAAAAAAUUUCAACCCUGAUUAAUGAUUUGUCCGUAUUGAUGUAUUUGUUAGUUUUGUUAUGCUUGAUAUAAUAAUUUAACGCUCAGAAUAAUUCAAUAGAGACAGUGACACAAUGGUGGAUGACAUUUAUCAUUGUUGAGACGUUGAGUAAUUAGAUUUUGCUUCUGCCUGUCACGUUAAUCUUAUUCAACUACUAACCAAAUUACCAAGAUGUUUGUUGGAAGAUUAUGCUGCAUUAAAAUAAAGCUAACCGCAUGGAUUAAGAUUCAGGAGUAAACUCUUAGGGGUCGUUUUGUUUUGAGACAAGUUAUGUGGAGAUUAAUACUGUAGGAAUUGUACUUAGAGGGUAGUAAGGUAAUGUAAGUAUGAAUUAUUCAUACAGG
Molecule: messenger RNA, 2320 nt
Organism: Lycium barbarum (goji berry)
Lineage: Eukaryota; Viridiplantae; Streptophyta; Magnoliopsida; Solanales; Solanaceae
Product: probable serine/threonine-protein kinase PBL7
Exons: 5
Coding region: 218-1585 (455 amino acids)
Biological process (GO): protein phosphorylation
Molecular function (GO): ATP binding; protein kinase activity
Source: RefSeq, a predicted model, not a curated record